This is a messenger RNA of Parasteatoda tepidariorum (common house spider), 330 nucleotides long. The record is from RefSeq and is a predicted model, not a curated record. NCBI's taxonomy places the organism in Eukaryota, Metazoa, Arthropoda, Arachnida, Araneae, Theridiidae.
AUGCCCUUCUGUUCCAAACAGCUUAUGAAGAGGACCUUUAAGACAUGUGCUCAUGAAGAAUUUAUCGACCGUACUUCUACUAAGUCUUGGAGGGAUAUCAUCCUAAAUUUGCGAAACGGCCCAAGACGAAGAGCGGUGGCUGAAUUCCGCUUGACCACCGGUCAUGACUGUCUGCGGAAACAUCUGUCUAGAUUUGGUAUCGUUCCUUCCCUGGUAUGCACUCUUUGCAGUUCUGGUGAGGACAUGGACUCCAUGCGCCUUCUCCCCAGCUCUGCACUUUGCGGGAAUUCUAUCACUGAACGCUAUUGGGAAGCUAGAGACAUGUUGUGA